CGCCUCGGCUCACCAUGAACGUAUUGCCUCGAAAACUUGGGGAUUUUUGUCUUUUUUUUUUUUUUUUUUUUGCCCAUGAACAACUUUGCGGUUUUUAUGUGCCUUUUCUACUUUUACCCUCUUCCUUAUUGUCAACUUUGUUUGCAGACAUUAUUAAUUCAACAAAUAUUGAUAACUGCACAUUAUCAUUUGUCAGUGGUAGCAGAGCUUGGUGAAAGUAGAUUUCGCCUUGAAGUUGAGGCCCAUCGGCUGUGCGAUUCUGGUCUAAAUUACUUCAUCUUGCAGAGGUUCCGUUUGUGUUUGUUUUGGAUCCUUCAGCAAUCACAGAAUUCACCAGUCUCUAGGAUCCAGAAGUGUUGACAAGUACUGUUCUCCACCAGAACCCAGAAAACUGCCAGGCUUGGAAAUCAAAGCUGUCAUCAUUAUGUACUCCGUCCAGAUCUAUUUCUCACCUCACAUAUCUCAGCCCCAGUCUGGUUUCAUGUGCAUGCCCAAGCACUCUUGAUGUGGACCUCAAUUAAAUCUGCCUUGUUUCCUUGGGAUCAGUCACUGUAGCACCAUCUUCAUGGAACACUAAACACUGUCAUCUCUUUUUGAGAGUCCACCCUGAUUUCUUUACUAAUCCUAGUGCACGACUGGUUCCUACUUUUUUAACUUCACUUUGUUCUCUUCUUGCUGGUUCUGGGUGAUUGUUUAUAAAAAGUUCUGAAUGUUCUUUGGAUUGAUUCUUUUAAACCCAGUGCCCUGUCCCCUCUCCACUCUCCUCCCCCACUACUACUGCUCACCAUCCUAAUGCUGAGACCAGCUCUUCAGAACUCAGAUGGCAAACACCAGGGACUACUGGUCCAGACGUAUAAAUAGCAGCUUCUCCUACCCAAUAGAGUUCAUGCUCAUGUAAAGCACUUUACAUGUCUAUACCCAGAAUAGUAUCCGACCCAAAGUCAAGUCUCUACAAGUGUUUCUUACAUUAUUCCAAAAUUAAGGAAACGAAGCAGACAUUCUCUCUUGUACAAGAAUAUCUUUGGAAUAAAAAAUUAAGACAAGUCACAAAUGGAUUAGGUUGCUGAUGACUAGUAUCCAUUUUUUAUUGUCCUGUAUCCCUGAAACAUCCCUGCAGUAUGCUUGGAUACCCUUUGAUUUCUCCUUUGCCAAGAACCCUCUCCAGGCCAGGUCCUGAAGCAGGAAGAGGACUCAUGCACUUUCACAGCCAUAGCAAGAAGACUAUACAUAGUUAAAUACACACCAUACACAUGAAGUUGAAUUACUUCUUGUGGAUCCAUAAAGUGAGACCCACAUCUUACUCCUUUGGCAUUAUCCAUGUCCCAUAAACCCUAGUCUGGGACUUCAUUACUAAUAAUUCCAAGAAGGCUUUCCAGCAGAGCAACAUUAUGUACUUUGAGUUGGACCUCAUGGACUCCUACACAAUCUCUGUCCUCAGCAGCUGUCAGAUGAUGCCAAGCAAGAACCUCUAAGAUGUGCUUGCCAGGGACAUCUACUUCUGCCUCAAGUGCCACUUGGAGUAUGUCAAGCUCAGGAUGCCCUUGUGGAUAUCAGACCAAUGAGGCAAGGGGCUGUAUGUAGAGUACCUCUUCACUGCCAUUGUGGGGAACCAGGAACACAAGAGGCUCAUGAUUGAAAUGGACAUUAAGUCCUGGAGGUUACCUGUCCUAGACCUGUACCUUGCCAAGGAGGCAGAGUGGCUGAGGAAACAGACUGGGGCAGUGGAAGAGGUGGAAGAGCAGUGCCAUCCAUUGUAUGGGCUGAACCUUUCCCAGGUUAUAUUUGCUUUGGACCAGACCCUCCUGCAGCAGAAGAGCCUGUGAGCAGGCAGCCUAGGACAGGCCUUUUGCUGUCGACCAUCAAGUGGAGCCAAGUGACUUGUCAGAUCUCAGAUGACCUAUAUCGUGAACCAUCUCAUUAUACUCUAUAACUGUGGCGACCUCAGCUCUGUCAUCUUCAGCCAUAGCAGCUCCCAGGACAGGCCUUUUGCUGUGGACCAUCAAGGGGAGCCAAGUGACUUGUCAGGUCUCAGAGGAUCUCAGCCCCCCAACAGGAGAAAGGACCAGUGUCCUCAUCUCAUGAAAUAUUUACCCAAGAGAGAGAAAUAGGAAGUGGAGAAAUAAUGAAAAUGGUGUCCUUGGCAGGAUCAUGAGGUCCUAAGCCACAGGAGCAGGAAGGACCAUGCUAUGCAGCCCUCCCCUUCCACCCUAGUUUACAGAGAGGAGUAAGAGCCCAUCUCACACUGGCUCCAUUGGACAUCUUUGCCUCGGAAGUGCCAGUCUUGGCAGCACUGGCACUGGAAGCCCUGUCUGCGACGUGCUGCCCCAUGAGCCCUUGCCUGGGAGUGCCAACCAACUUGGCUAGUCGGGACAAAAGUUCAGGAAGAAGUGGAGGUGCCUGAUGCUGAAGCAGUGGUUCAACAACCUGUGGGUCUUCCUGGAAGAGAGGUGAGACAGAUGGGCAGAGCCAUGCUGGCAUCUCUCCUUCCCCUGAAAUAUGGGUGGUGAGCAGACCUAGGUGACUGUUAAACUGGGAGGGCUGGGAAUUGCCCAAUCAGGGAGCAGCCUUUCCCAGUCAUUUCUCUUCUGUCCUGUGCUGUGAUGUGAAUCCAGAUCUAAGGUUGCUGUUGCUGCUUCAAGCCAGGGCAAGGGCCACAUGUUUAUGCUUGUGAGAGAACAAAUGUGGGGGCUGGGGUUAUGGCUCAGUGGUAGAGUGCUUGCCUAGUAUGUGCGAGGCACUGGGUUCAAUUUUUAGCGCCACAUAUACAUAAAUAAAUAAAAUAAAGGUCCAUCAACAUCUUAAAAAACAAAAAGAACAACAACAAAUGUGAGGGUAAAGGUAGGUCUUUUUUAAAGUAGAAUGAAGGUUGUGAAGAAUUUAAUUUUCCAGCCCUUUCUCCUAGCAGAUCUGGGAGAAUUUUGUAGUUUUGCAGAGCUAGAAUCGACUCUGUAGGAAUGGGCUUGUUUUCUGAGAGUGGUUAAACAAGGUGCCCUCUGAGGGCUAAUGGGUGGAUCAGAGUUGGAUAGAAAAGUGUGGUUCUGCAGGACAUAAAGCUGAUAGAAAGGCUGGGAUCCACAAUCCAGUUAAAAUAAACCCAAGCUCAUUGAGUUCCUCCUAAGUCUGCUGUUGUAGUGGUGCUAUGUCUGUGGGGUGAACCAUAUAGACAUUGAUCUCUGCCUUCAAGGAGCUCACAGUAUGCCAUGAAGCUAGAUUUUGAGUAAAUGAUCUGCAAAGAAAGUGUAGGUGCUGUGGGUGUGUGUGUACUGUGUGUAUGAGUGGGGAGCGUGACCAGGAGGAGCCUACCUAAAAUAAUCCUUGAAUCAAGAAUCAAAUGGUGUGUAUGUAGUGUGGGGGUAAUUGGCAAGACUAAGUCCUCUGUCAUUUGGUUUUCUGGGAGUAGUGGCCAAAGUCACAAAAUAGGGCCAAAGAUAUAGGCAGCCUAUCCACAUAUUAAUAUCUAUUCCUGCCUUUAAAGGGGGGAAAUGAAAAACCCAGGGGAUGUUUGGAGGAAUUGGAGUAUAUAGUAGGCUUUUGCUGUGCCCCGCUCUUGAAUUCCUAGUGCUAUGGCCCCACAACUCCAGGUCCCUGUCCUGGACAGGCAUAUCUCUGCUGAAUUGUGGUUCCCUCACCACAGACAUUCCCACCACAGCCAGAUGGUGGCCAGUACCACCUGACUGUCUCUCUGGACUUCUGCGUUCUUGGGACUGGUGGUUGCUUUCCCAACAGAGACAUCCCUCUUGUAGCAACUGGAGGAGCCAGGCCAAGACCUUACUUGAAGGAUUGCCAUUCCCGCACUCCACACUUUGGUCUGGUCUUGAUAAGCCCAACCCAGGAGAGAAGACAUCUGAAGAAGAAGCCCAGUGGUGAUUCUUCUCCUCCUAACAAAUGACCUGGGUUAUCCAACAGUGUUGGGAGGGGAUGUACAGUUUUGUAACAUAAUGAGUUGUAUGAAAAUAAAUUGUAAAUGAAUGGUAUGAAAUAA
Molecule: messenger RNA, 3982 nt
Organism: Ictidomys tridecemlineatus (thirteen-lined ground squirrel)
Lineage: Eukaryota; Metazoa; Chordata; Mammalia; Rodentia; Sciuridae
Source: RefSeq, a predicted model, not a curated record